AAAAAAAUGUUCAGAAUUUCAUACUUCAUUGCUAGGAAGUAUUGGACACAGGCAAGUUUCAAGGACUUGGUUCAAUUCAUUGCAACACUAGAUAUAUCUGAUUUGGAAGACCAUGUCAGCAAUGCACCAGCAGAGGCAACCUACUUGUCUGAUGCAUCGUCCUCAGAAUUCAUUACUAUAACUGGGGAACAUAUUGAGAGACAACUCCUCGAGUCAUUGAGGUCAGCAAAGUACUUCACAUUGCUAGCUGAUGAAUCCACUGAUUAACAGAACAAGGAGCAGAUGAGCAUCUACUUUAAGUGGACGACAGACUCCUUAACUACCGAGGACCACUUCAUGGGUCUUGUCAACGUAGAGCGGACAGAUGCAGAGUCGUUGCUGAAUGCCAUCAACCAGUUUUGCAUUGGAAAAGGGAUCGACAUACGGCGGUGUAGAUUUGUUGGCUUUGAUGGUGCUAAUGUAAUGAGCGGUGAAGUAUCAGGCCUACAAAGAAGGAUUCGACAUCUGUCACCUAUCUGUUUGUACAUGAACUGCAGGAAUCAUCGCUUGGCCCUUUGUCUAAAGCACCUCAUGAAGAACUACCCAGUCCUGGUGGAUGCUGAUGCUUUACUUCUAGCCAUAUGGAAACUUUUCCAUUACUCACCACAGCGUUUCCAGGUGUUAAAGGCAAUACAGGAGGCAUAUGGGGAUGAGAAGUUAACGCUGAUAAGGGCUGCAACCACACGCUGGCUUUCCCAUGGUAAUGCUUGUGUGAGGUUUAUUGAUAGAUAUGAGGCCUGCCUUGAUGCAUUAGCUGCAAUAUACGACGCCAAAAAAGAGCCUGAAGUUUAUGGCUUAAGGCUGAGCGUUACAACUAAAACACAGUGGCUAUGA
Molecule: messenger RNA, 873 nt
Organism: Dreissena polymorpha
Lineage: Eukaryota; Metazoa; Mollusca; Bivalvia; Myida; Dreissenidae
Exons: 3
Coding region: 283-873 (196 amino acids)
Source: RefSeq, a predicted model, not a curated record